AUGACCCAUACGUCUCCUUGCAGUUAUCUGGUCUGGACGACGCUCGUCGCCUUGGUUGGAUCCUUCCUCAUCUUCCAUCUGUGGUCAUUCGAUAGAUUCAAAUGCCUGAGAUGGAACAACGGUCCCCACAACGGAGCCUUCAAGCGUUUCAUGACCUACUCAUAUCUAACAACGUUACCGCUGAUAUUUGUUUACGCUCUGGGCAACACGAUAAUCAAGUAUCGCGAAGGCUUCAUUGUCCAUCCUGAACUAGGAGUCAUCCCCAAGCCUCAUCAGCUCUGGUCCAAAGCCUCUCAUGACACCAUUUUCCCUCUCAUGCUCGUUUUCUCCAUCGCCUGGGGCCUGGAAAUGGUAACCCACCUGGAAGAACUCUGCUUCUGGCUCUUCCUUGUCAACUCUGGCUCUUCCCAACAAAACUGGUUCAAUUCCCACUACUUCAAGACAUGGAUUGUUGGCUCCGUUGUCGCGAUUAUUUACAUGCCCUUGGUUACGAUCUUUACCAGACACGACGCACUCAAGGCUGAAGCAUACACCUUCCUUGCGGGAAGUCUUGGAAGUCUAUGUUUAACGCUGUGGUUCACCCCCAUUCUAUGGACCUUCCCGAACUUCUUGAACAACCUAAGAAGAGAAGGCGUUGACACUGGCACCGUCGUUCGUCUGACCAAAUUCGCAGAGCUGAAUACGAUUCGCGUUAUCUUCCGCUUCCUUUUUACCGUCCCACUCCUGAUUCUUGGCGUUGACGGUGUGAGGCCACACCACCACAUCAACGAGAAAAUGGUGUUCACCGAUUUGCUGGUUGUCAUCGCCGGUUUCGGAUGCGCUAUUUCUUCCGCUAUCACUCUUCUUAUCUUCUUCCCUCGUUCAAUUGAAGGAGAGAUUGCCGCCCGCGAUGCAAGAAAGGAGAAGAAACGCUUAAAGUCACAAGGAGCCAUGACAGUCGAUGCUGCGGCCGCUUCUCAGAUUGGAACGGACCUGAAAGCCACCUUCGGUCCUCAAAGUAUCGACGAAACGUUGGAAGAUGAUCGCGCGAGGGGUUCGAUCUCGACUCAUGACCACAAGAAACAGCGACUUGCUGAGGAGGACAUGGAUACGCUGCCAUCGCUUCGUAGUGGAAACCGCAGACGCGGAAAAGACAUUGAGUUGGGUGGAAUGGGAGCCGAGGCAACCUUGACCGAGUCGAAUCUCUCCCUUCACAAUAUGCAAUAUGGAAAUAUCAGCGCCGCCGUUUCGAAUUUCACUUCUCCAAUCGACUUUGCAUAUGCUUCUGAAGGGUUCCAACAACAGAACCAUUCACGGCUGACUUUCAACCGAAGUCGAAACCGCUUCUAA
Coprinopsis cinerea okayama7#130 is the source of this 1329-nucleotide messenger RNA. RefSeq lists its product as hypothetical. The transcript is spliced from 15 exons. Bases 1 to 1329 code for a protein of 442 amino acids. Lineage: Eukaryota; Fungi; Basidiomycota; Agaricomycetes; Agaricales; Psathyrellaceae. The record is from RefSeq and is a predicted model, not a curated record.